Messenger RNA from Betta splendens (Siamese fighting fish), 2684 nucleotides. RefSeq names its product frizzled class receptor 8a (gene fzd8a). Lineage: Eukaryota; Metazoa; Chordata; Actinopteri; Anabantiformes; Osphronemidae. Gene Ontology annotation, biological process: canonical Wnt signaling pathway; non-canonical Wnt signaling pathway. The record is from RefSeq and is a predicted model, not a curated record. Gene Ontology annotation, cellular component: plasma membrane. Bases 410 to 2134 code for a protein of 574 amino acids. Gene Ontology annotation, molecular function: Wnt receptor activity; Wnt-protein binding. The transcript has a single exon.
AGCUUCGUUUCCAAGCUGUUGAUUUCUGUAGGAGCCGAGCUGUGGUGGCGCGAGCUGACUUGUCGCAGCCAUUGUGUGUUGACGGAAACCGAGGCCCAGACUUCCAUUAGGAGGGGUCGCAAAACAGCACCUUUUUACCAGAUGACUGUCAGCGGAGAUUGAGCGCAGCCCACGGACGACUCUCCGCUCUGCCAUCUUGGCUGCGGCUCUCCGCCCCGAAGGCUGCGUUCUCACCUAUUCCUCCACAUCCGAAAGUAAUCACGGCUCGCACAUUGCCUGCAACUCUGUGCACGACCCCGAGGGAAGCGAGAUGGGCUCGAAGCGCAAAAUCUAACCGCACCGUAGCCAAGGGCGGGCGGCGGAGGAUUUAUUGCUGUUUGUACCUGAGCGGACGAGGGGCGCCGGGGAAAUGGACCUGUUUGGAAUCUAUUUGUUCCUCUCACUCGCUCUACUGCCUCGAUCGAGCGGCACGACGGCCAAGGAGAUCAUCUGCCAAGAGAUAGCGGUGCCGCUGUGCAAGGGGAUCGGCUACAACUACACGUACAUGCCCAACCAGUUCAACCACGAUACGCAGGACGAGGCGGGACUGGAGGUUCACCAGUUUUGGCCUCUGGUUGAAAUCCAGUGCUCGCCGGACCUGAAGUUCUUCCUGUGCAGCAUGUACACACCGAUCUGUCUGGAAGACUACAAAAAACCCCUUCCGCCGUGUCGGAGCGUGUGCGAGCGCGCGCGGGCGGGUUGUGCGCCUCUCAUGAGGCAGUACGGCUUCCCCUGGCCGGACCGCAUGAAGUGUGACUUGCUGCCGGUGCAGGGCAACCCCGAGACCCUGUGCAUGGACUAUAACCGAACCGACUCCACCACGGCCUCCCCCGUCCUGUCAAAACCCACCGUGCACCCGCGCGAGGCUGCUGGCAGACCCGGUACGUCUGGAAAACACAAGCCGCCGUCUGCUGCGUGCGAGCCCGGGUGCACGUGCCUAGAGCCCAUGGUGCCGGUAAACACGGGACGCCACCCGCUCUACAAUCGGGUCAAAACGGGACACAUUACAAACUGUGCCAUGCCGUGCCACAACCCCUAUUUCACGCACGACGAAAGAGCGUUCACCGCGUUUUGGAUCGGACUUUGGUCCGUUCUGUGCUUCGUGUCCACCUUUGCCACAGUGGCCACUUUCCUCAUCGACAUGGAGCGCUUCAAAUAUCCAGAGAGACCCAUCAUCUUCCUCUCCGCCUGUUACAUGUUUGUUUCCAUCGGAUACAUUGUCCGGCUGAUCGCCGGACACGAGAAGGUGGCGUGCAGCCGGGACUUCGACCUGGAGCACAUCCACUAUGAGACCACCGGCCCCGCGCUGUGCACCGUCGUGUUCCUGCUCAUCUACUUUUUCGGCAUGGCCAGUUCCAUCUGGUGGGUCAUCCUGUCCCUCACGUGGUUCCUCGCAGCCGGCAUGAAGUGGGGGAACGAAGCAAUCGCUAGUUACUCCCAGUACUUCCACCUGGCCGCCUGGCUCAUCCCCAGCAUGAAGUCCAUUGCCGUCCUGGCGCUCAGCUCUGUCGAUGGAGACUCGGUUGCUGGCAUCUGCUACGUGGGGAACCAGAAUUUGGACAACCUGCGGGGCUUUGUUGUAGCCCCUCUGGUGAUUUAUCUGUUCAUAGGCACUAUGUUCCUCCUUGCUGGAUUUGUGUCCCUGUUCCGGAUCCGCAGCGUCAUCAAGCAAGGUGGCACCAAAACUGAUAAACUAGAAAAGCUGAUGAUUCGAAUCGGCAUCUUCACAGUGCUCUACACGGUGCCAGCAACUAUUAUAGUGGCCUGCUACUUUUAUGAGCAGCACAACAGACAGAGCUGGGAGAUCACACACAACUGCUCCAACUGUUUAUUAGAGCACGACCGCAGGAGUCCGGAUUAUGCCGUUUUUAUGUUGAAGUACUUCAUGUGCCUUCUGGUGGGCAUCACGUCCGGGGUGUGGAUCUGGUCUGGUAAAACGCUGGACUCUUGGAGGACCUUCUGCACCAGGUGCUGCUGGGGCAGUAAAGGCACCAGCGGCUCCAUGUACAGCGACGCCAGCACCGGGCUGACUUGGAGGUCAGGCACGGCCAGCUCGGUGUCCUGCCCAAAGCAGAUGCCAUUGUCCCAGGUUUGAAUGGGGAACAAAGACACCUUAUGAAUACUGCUAAUUGUUUGAGGAAUCCCAUCACUCCCUGUGUUACGACAUUAGCAUAGUAAUGAAAUGGUUCUGACCCCCACCCCGCGCGCACACACACCUCCCUGCUCCAAAUCACUGGGAUGUUGAAACGAUCUACCUGGUUUUUACACAUGUUGAUUCUUCAUAUGUAUUAGAGGUUCAGACAAGCAGCCAUAGACUGUUGCUGACAGAAGGAGCUGAGUUCCUAAUGGAGCAGUUCGGCUUUCGUUUUACCAUUUCGUCUACAUAUUGCCAGAAAAUAUUGUAUGAUCCAAUCACAUCAAAGGUAGUUUUAAAUAAGCCUUAAUUGUGCCCAUGCAUUUUACAGGUUAAUAAUUUUGUAAUUUCAAAUGUAUUUAUAUAAUAAAAAGCCUUGUAAAAUAUGUAUAUUUGUGAGUAAAGGAAAGAAGUUUAUAAGUUACUGUAAAUUUGUACAAAGUGUAGAUGUCUCUUUUUGUGAGAAAGUAAACAUGAACUUUAUUUUGACAAUAAAACAUUUGAUAAAUUA